CGUCAGUUAAGUUCGGCCACUAAAGAAAAAGAAUAUGGGGCGGCCUCUCUCUUUGCUCCAUCCACUUACAAACUUCAAACUCGACUUGCUUAAUGCAUCAUACUGCAACAACGCCGUCUCUUCCGAUGGCUUGAUUCCACGAUACCUUAUAUGCAUACAUUUUGCGAAAAGGACUACGAGUCAUAAUUCAUUCUCUUCCUUUUCUUGUUCUUUCCCUUGCGUUCUCUUGAAUUCUCUUCUUCCUGUCAGCUCUCUUUUUUUCAAUUAAACCUACCUAACUACCCAGUCGCCCCAAUUCGUCAGCGGUUGACCUUUGAUACAUACUCCGUACUCCGUAUUGUCUCACAAACCACCACCAUCACCCCACCUUCUAUCUCUCAAACCAAACCACCGGAUAUCAAUCCCAAAGUUAAAUCUACCGAAAAAUGGCAUACCUCCUCUACUCCCUAACCUUCGCCGCGCUCGUCGUCGGCACAAUCCUCUACCUAACGCGCAACUACUGGCUCUCUCUGCGCAUCUUCCAAUGCCGUCGACACACCUACUCCCACAUCCCAGGCACAUCCUUCGCCGACGACAUCGAAGCCGGUCUCUCAAGCGGUAAUUUCGAUCUCGGCGCAAAUGUUGAGGGAGGAGACGGUCGCGCGGGAUUAGACGACGAGGCGAAGACGCAAAUCUUGGCUAUUAUGAAGAAGCGCAGGAUGCGGUUUGAUGAGGCUAGAAGGGUGUACAUGGAGCAGAGGUUUAGCGCGAAUGGGAUUGCGGCGGAUGGUAGGCCGAAGGAUCCUAAGUUCGUUAGCUUUUCGUGAGCGUAGGCACGGACUUUGGAUUGUGGAGUUGGUGUGUGAUGGGUCACGUCUUCUACGUGUGGAGAUGUGAUGUGUCUGUAAUCGUGUAUAUGUGUUUGGUAUGGUAGGGACGGUAUGGAAUACUAGGCUGGUCGGUUGGUUGCUGGCUUAGAUCAGGCACGGAAGGGGAUGGGCUGGGUGAGAUGGUAUGGACGGACCGACCUAUUCAACUUUGCGAAAAGCGUUCGCGAUUUCCUUAUUACUGCAACUGCUUCACGGCGGCAUUGGCGUUUACGGAUAGGGAUACUUCAUUCCCUGGGACUAGUCGAAUUAUAUCUUUUGGGAUGAGCUCAACUCAGCAUACAGAGCCGUAUGCUCGAGUGUGUCAUAUCACAACAAUCAAGGGCCCUACAUUCGUGGCCUCAAAGGGGGUCACUUAUAGUACUCGUGGAAGCGACUACAGAGGAUGGUAAUGAAUCGAUCGAUAUCUACAUAUCCACAGCAAUUUCCUUGACUCAAUAUAUCUACAUCUCUGUCAA
Hypoxylon trugodes is the source of this 1324-nucleotide messenger RNA. Its product is annotated as protein precursor. The coding region runs from base 426 to 806 and encodes 126 amino acids. The record is from RefSeq and is a predicted model, not a curated record. NCBI's taxonomy places the organism in Eukaryota, Fungi, Ascomycota, Sordariomycetes, Xylariales, Hypoxylaceae. The transcript has a single exon.